This is a messenger RNA of Daldinia caldariorum, 2772 nucleotides long. RefSeq names its product SPO22-domain-containing protein. Gene Ontology annotation, molecular function: protein binding. Gene Ontology annotation, biological process: meiotic cell cycle; regulation of synaptonemal complex assembly. Bases 1 to 2772 code for a protein of 923 amino acids. Lineage: Eukaryota; Fungi; Ascomycota; Sordariomycetes; Xylariales; Hypoxylaceae. The transcript is spliced from 10 exons. The record is from RefSeq and is a predicted model, not a curated record.
AUGGAUACCUCCGCAAAUUCGUCACAUUCUGCCCGGGAUAAGCGUAUUAAGCCUAUCAUAACUUUCUCUCGUGAUCUUCGGAAGCAGUUGCCGAGCAAGAAUGAUGAACAAGUGCCGUGCAAUCAAAUUGACGAGUUAAGGGAACAAAUCAGCGCUAUCAGAUCUUAUUCUCUUAAAUCCCCGGGCUCACAUCGUCAUGCACAGCUAGACAGCGCAGGUACUGACCUUUGGAACUGGUGUGUUAAGGUUAAACGUGAAGAUGGUAAAGAGACAUCACCAGCUCGAAGGAGGUUUUUGACGCUUGCUCGCGUCUUCUCGUUUCUGAUUCUGGUGCUGGCGCAAUGGGGUGAUCAUAACGCACCGGGUGAUCUCCUGCGCCUGGAAAAAUUGGCAAUCAAAACCGGCAGAUCUUGUAUUGUAGAUGGCGAACUUAAGUUUGCUUUCAUUGCUUUGCAGAAGGCCGCAGAAUAUAACGGACUGCUGCAGAGUAUGCAAGAAAAGCUGCCGGUCGAAGAGCUUGAUGCCUGCAGGAACCUGGAGGCGGAGUGUGUUAUACUUCGUAUAGUACUGGCCUGGAAAGAAGACCGCCUUGACGUAGCCGACCAUCUUUAUGAAAAGGUACAAGAUUGCAAGCGUACUACAAAUCCAGCGUCGGUAGAGAACUUUGCCGACUCCCUCUUUGAGAUUGGGAACGACUUGAUAGCAAAGAAGAACUUCUCACUAGCAGUGAAGUGGCUAGAAAGGGCGUAUGAAUUCAUUAACAGCCAAGACCUCGAGCAGCUAUCAAGAGAAGUCGUCGAGUUAAGACUAACAAUAUCGCAAGCACUCAUUCGCGCAUAUUUGAACUUAAAUACGCCAGAAAGCUUCAAGAGCGCCGAAAACCAUGUCUGUUACAUUGAAUCCGAGCUUGGUGACAAGCUUGUUGUUCUUCUACUUAGGUUGGAACUCCUACUCAGCUCACCAGCCGAAGUAUUCGACAGCAAUGCAUAUGCGGCUAUCCUGCGGCGUAUGAUUGGGACCCUUGAGAUCUCAGAAUCGAGUUUCAAUAUUAUGAUACACCAUGUACGUAAGUUAGACGACAAGAGUCCAAGCCUAGCCUCAUCUAUUCUUGGCGAAUUCAUAACAUUGAGAGUAUUGCCCACCCAACAUGGCACCUGGAUUGAAAGAGCCGUCGUGCUUUGCGUGCAGAUGGCAGCAGCACGUCGGGAUACAUACGAAACAAUACAAGAGCUCGGGGCGAUAUUUGAUAAUAUCGCGGCCAAAGUAGAAACGUCACUGUCAGCCGCUGCUGUUCUCGCCAUACAAGUGCUCAUAUGGAAAAAAGUCGAUGCCGCAUUCAAUGAAGGAGCGUUGGAUAUUACAGAGAAAUGGUGCCACGUAGCCAUACACCCAGCGCUCCGUCAUUCCGGGCCGGCGAAUACAGCGAAGAUCACCAGGAAGCUGAUGUGCUGUGCACUUCAAAGAAACAGCUUAGAGAACGCUACAGAAAUCCUCCAAUCUAUGAGUGAAUCGAGUAAGCGAGAGCCAAUGACGCUCUACCUCGCGUACAAAUUAGCUGUGAGAGGCAGAGAUCGGGAGAUGGCCUCCAACUGUUUAAGACAUAUCAUCGAAGCCUCGCCAAAAGACCCACAAUAUUUGUACGCAUGCUGCAUAGACGCACAAGAAGCUAAUGACAAAGUGUGCGCGAUCGAGGCUUUGAAAUAUUUGAUACAAAACUCCGAAUACAACUCUUCGGAUGCUGUUCAUCUUCCGGCACUGCUUCGGGUCGUAAUACGCCUUGAGAUAUCACUUCUCAAGGACAAGGAGGAGGAGGACGCCGACCGUAACCUGAUAAUAGACGAUAUUUGCCAAAUUUUCGAAGGGGUUGUGCCAGCCAUACAGAGAGACCCGCGGAAUGGUAGCGGCGACAAGAUAUUCACGGUAGAAGAACUGGAUUGGUUUGGCAAAAACGCCUAUAACCUAGCCGUCAAAAUGGUCAAUAUUUGGCAGCCGAGGCAAAGUAUCCGCAUCUUCCAAUGCUGCCUUUCAAUCAUCUCCCAAUAUCCUAAUGAUAUACCAACCCAGGCAGUCGAGGAUCUGUCACUACGUACGAUGUUCUGUCAUUUUCUAAUGGCAACAGUGCACAUUGCCUUGGCCCGCGCCCAAGAUGACAUCGAAAUGCAGCUUCAAGACUACCUCUUGAUGCGUAAUCAUGUCAAUGGCUUUGAUAAGGGCGGAGAGGUUCGGUUAAACACAUUAGAUGAAGUGUCCAAAAACGACUUACAACUGAAGCUUUCGACCCUUCUCGUUUUUGAUUUUGAAGGGGCUAUAUCUCAGUCCUGCCACAAAUUAUCCAUAUUUCAGGCAAUGGCAGAUUGUCUCCUACGAGCCCAGUCAGUCCCCGGACAAGUACUAUAUUCUACACUGCGUAAGAUCAUAAAUCACAUAUUUUUGCUUGAACACUUCGACAAUGAAAAGCUCGCAAAAUACCUGCGAUGUUUACUCAAGGCGACUCUCGCUUCAGAACCGGAGUAUCCCCUUAAAGUAAUGGAGGAUAUCUGCAGGCUUGUCAAGCAAUGCGCAAGUAGCGAACGGCCUAUUCCGCCUCUCGAGGUUGAAUGGUUUGCUACGACAGCGUUCAACCACGGCGUAGACUUGUACGGAAUCAACGAAGAUAAGCUCAGCAAGCAGUGGAUCGCACACGCACUUACCUUGGCGCAUUACCAUGAAGAUGGAGGCGACAUGGAGCGGGAGCUUCAGAAGAGGCAAAUUAACCUUAAAUUCGAUUCGUGA